UGACAAUAACAGAGGUUUGACAAAGCAAGCGGAAAUGGCAACCGGUGGGCUGACACAGACGGCGGAAAACCGUGUUUACCUAUUCCGGUUGCAAAUACUCAUUAUAGACGGAGGUCUCAUGGUUUUGAGAAACAUACUAGAUCAGACUCUGACUGCAAAAGGUUUGACUCUAAACGUAUGUUUGAAUCAAGAAAAGUUUGCAGUUACACGUUUGAAAAGCCGCGGAAUUAUAACACAGGUACAAUAUGACCAAUUGUUUCCAGCGGUUGGUCAAGUUCCAACUACGUCGGAUAUGGACAUCACGCUAAUCAUUUGCCUUCUAAGAUGCCUGAAGUGUUUUGGAUUGAAUAAGAAAUUUGACUGGAACGCAACACCUAUACCAACCGAUGUAACAGUCGAGGCAGAUAUAUGUCGAUUAAAAGCUUUCCGAAAUCAAAUAAGCCAUAUAUCAAAAACAACUAAUAUACAGUCGAAUGACUUUGUAACCUGGUGGAAUGACAUCGAGCAGAUACUUGUUCGACGAAGUUCUUCAGCUCUGAAUAUUCAGCAAACCAUUAACGAUUUCAAAAUCUGCCCUCUAGACCCAGAGGAACAGAAAAGGGUAGAAGAAGAAAUAAAAAAGUGGAAGGACUAUGAAGCCGAUGUUGAUCGAUUGAAAGAAGAAAUGACAUAUGUAAAGGAAAGAGUUACUGAAGUGGAGAAAACCCAAGAGGAGAUCAAAAGACAACUAGAUGAAGGUCUGUUAUGUGAUGCUUUUUGUUCGAAUAUCAUAAAAAAUAAUUAA
Messenger RNA from Ruditapes philippinarum (Manila clam), 784 nucleotides. RefSeq names its product E3 ubiquitin-protein ligase DZIP3-like. The transcript has 3 exons. Lineage: Eukaryota; Metazoa; Mollusca; Bivalvia; Venerida; Veneridae. The record is from RefSeq and is a predicted model, not a curated record. Bases 35 to 784 code for a protein of 249 amino acids.